AUGCAAAAUUUCGGCGGACCACCACAAGGCGGCGGCCCAGGACAAGGACAAAUGUAUGGUGGACCACCGGGCGGUCCGGCCGGCGGGCCACAACAAGGACCACCCAUGCAGCAGCAACAAUCGUCGCUGUUCAAUUUUCAGCUGCCACAGCCGGCUGGGUUCAGCUCGCAGCAUUUGCAACAGUACAAGCACCAACUGCACCAGUUCCAAACGCAUCGAACGAACGCGUUGAACGCGGCCGUCCAAGCCGGUCAACUCAACCAAUCGCAGUUCGCACACGAGAUUCAUAUAAUGAAUGAGAAGAUCACACAGGCGUACAACAAGUAUCAACUCACCGCCAGACAAAUGCAUCAUCAGCAACAACAGCAGCAGCAGCAAGGACAAGGCAGCUCCUCUUCCACCGGCCCCAACAACACCCAAGGACAAAUGCCACCACCGAUGGCACCAGCUGAGAAGAAGCGGAUGAUGGAGAUGCAGAAGCAGCGGACGAUGAUGGCUCAGCAACAAGCAGCGCAGGCUCAACAGCAGCAGCAGCAACAACAAGGCCUCCGUUUUCCACAGAAUGCCACGUUGCAGCAGCAACAACAGAUGCGGCUACAGUACCAACAGCAACAGCAGCAAGCUCAACAGGCGGCUCAACAGGCGGCUCAACAGAACUCUCAAAAUCAAGGGUAUCGAGGAAUGGGAGGUGGUCCCGGCGGACCCGGAUAUCCGCCACAAGGGAUGCCGAUGGGUGGUGGUUCGGGUGGGAUGGGUGGUCCCGGUGGAAUUGCCGGCGGACCGAUGAGUGUGCAGAGUCAAGGAGGACCUGGGUCGAAUAUGCAACCACAGACACCGCAAUCGCACGGUCCCGCAUCUGUAUCCAACCCGGCUUCUCAACAACAGCAACAAGGACACCCUGGCCAACACCUCCAACAACAACAAUCCCAACAACCCCACGAUGCCUUCCAACAACCGUCUGCGCCCGCUCCACCACCAGCUCCACCAGCCGAGAAGACGGAGCAAGUCAAGUACCAAGAGCUGCUCAAAGAACUUCGCGCUCAAUACUACGACGUGUUGAUUGGAAUGCAGAAACGGCAGGUGACACAGAAGGGAAUGGUUCCGAUGAUACAGAUAUUGGAUGGCGAGAGACAGGUCCCGUAUGAGCAGCUCAAGGGAUUGGCACCGUCGUUGCAGAGACUGAUGAUUCGCGAUUGUCCGACGUUUCCGUUGUUGGAGGAGUUGCGGCGCAUUGUUUUUAAGAAAAAGGAGGACCGCGAGAAAGCCAUCACCCAGACAUUCUCCUCCGAGAGAGAUCCAACAUUUUCGGCGGAAAAGGCGUCGGCUAGACUCCGAGCGAAAUGCCAAGACGACCCGUGUGGAGUUGCUCCGUGGAGCUCUGUGAAGCAUCUGGCGAUUCGAGUACCCGACGCUAUCCGAAUUUUGUAUCAGAAGCCGAAAGUGGAGACUCCGGAUGACGUGGAGGAGAAGAAGACGUUGAAACGAGCGAGAGGUGUGGAGGAUGACGAGAUGGAGAUGGAUAUAAAGGCGAAGAGAAUCAAAGGGGAGGAGGCGACGACGCCAGAGCGAGAUGAGGAUACCACAAUGAUUCCGGAGCAGUUUUUGAUCAAGACGGUAUUCGACACUCGCCAACCAUGGAUCAUCCCUCCUAAGGCACGACAGGAACUCCUGAAACUCUCCAACUGGACCGUCGACGAUCAAAGUCUUCCAUCCAGCUCCAAAACGCCGUUCAUCAUCAUUUGUGUCAAAUCCCCAUACCUCCUGGUGUCUCCACUGCGUGUCUGUCUCCCACACUCGUAUCCAUCCACUCCAGUCUCCAUUCAAUUCGACAAAACGUUUCCCGAGGAUUCAGAAUACGGAGCGGCGCUUCAGCAGUUGUACGAGAAGCAUUUGAGUACGAAGCCGGCUGUGCGCAGCCUGACGGACUUUGUGGAGGCGUGGCAGUCGGCGUGCGAGCAGUAUCUCGUCUUUAUGCCAAAAUAUCAAGCGGACAGUUCGCCCGAACAACUGUCCUCCCAGCAAUCCCAAAAAACGCCAGAAAUGCCGAAUUACGGACGUACGGUGGCGGCCGCUGGACCAGCCGUUGCUCAGCUCUCGACCCCAAAAGGAAUUGUGAUUUAA
Messenger RNA from Caenorhabditis briggsae, 2121 nucleotides. The record is from RefSeq and is a predicted model, not a curated record. Lineage: Eukaryota; Metazoa; Nematoda; Chromadorea; Rhabditida; Rhabditidae. The coding region runs from base 1 to 2121 and encodes 706 amino acids. The transcript has 8 exons.